ACCACAUUCCACCGUUGGACUCAGCCCAUACAAAAAACGUUAACCUGGUAUAUCCGAUAUGACGCCUGAUCUAUAUGGUAGCCAGAAGAAGUCGGAUCUUCCUAUCUUCAAUCGACUUACACCUAGGAAGCAUAACCGGCGAAUAAUCAUCAAACGAACAUUUUAUUCACUAAUAGCCUUACUUUUCCUUUAUACCAUAUACUCCCGAUUUAUUGCUGGCUCAGGAAGCAAUCUUGCGCCUCCACAAGUGGCGAAUGAACAACCAGUAACUCCACCCCCUGAUCAUGAACUAUAUAAAGUGACCAAAGACGGAGUAUAUAAACAAACCAUUCUGGACUCUCCCGAUGCUGAUUUAAGCGAUUUAAUGCAGACUGAGGAAUUAUACAAGGAAAACAUUGAUAUGUAUGAUUUAAACGACUAUCAAGGAUCCAAGGAUGGAGGUAACAAAGGAGACGUUGUGCUAUUCCUUAUGCCAUUGCGUAAUGCUGAACACGUGUUGCCUAUGGCUUUUUACAACCUUAUGAACUUGACUUAUGAUCAUUCCUUAAUUGAUAUUGCAUUUUUGGUUUCCGAUUGUUCACCUAAUGACCGUACUUUAGAAACAGUGUUUGAAUAUAGUGUGGCAUUACAAAAUGGAACUUUGGUAGAUUUGUUGAAGAAGGAAGAAGAAGCUAAACAUUCGGCUCAAGUUCGAGGAACUAAUGAUUUGUACCAACAAUACAUGGACCCAACAUAUAUGGAAAGUGUACGCAAGGCAUAUAGUAACCCUGAACAUCACCCACAUUACCGGGCCCCAUUCCGGUCAGUUUCCAUUUUCAAGAAAGAUUUUGGGCAAAUUAUAGGACAAGGGUUCAGUGAUCGUCACGCAGUGAAAGUUCAAGGAAUUAGAAGAAAAUUGAUGGGAAGAGCAAGAAACUGGUUAACUUCAAGUGCAUUAAAGCCAUACCAUUCCUGGGUUUAUUGGAGAGAUGUCGAUAUUGAAACCUGUCCUGGAAAUGUUAUUGAAGAAUUGAUGUCCCAUGAUUACGAUGUUAUGGUUCCAAAUGUUUGGCGUCCAUUGCCUACCUUCUUGGGCAAUGAACAACCAUACGAUUUAAAUUCAUGGAUCGAAUCCGAUGCGGCAUUAGAUUUAGCCAAGACGUUACAAGAAGAUGAUGUUAUUGUUGAAGGCUAUGCUGAAUAUCCAACUUGGAGAGCCCAUUUAGCGUACAUUAGAGAUCCUAAUGGCAAUCCUCGAGAAAUAAUAGAUUUAGAUGGGGUAGGAGGGGUUUCGAUUUUAGCUAGAGCAAAGAUUUUCCGACAAGGGGUCCAUUUCCCAGCAUUUACGUUUUUAAAUCACGCGGAAACGGAAGCAUUUGGUAAGAUGGCCAAGAAAAUGGGGUUCAGAGUAGGUGGCUUGCCUCAUUAUACUAUUUGGCAUAUUUACGAACCGAGCGAAGAUGAUUUGAGUAAGAUUGCAAAGAUGGAACGGAAAAAGAGAAGAAGAAAGGGAAGAUCGUAGUGAACCUUUUGUAAGUUAUUGUAUAAUUCAAAAAUAAACUUUUUAAUAGAAACAAAGUGAUUCUG
Molecule: messenger RNA, 1566 nt
Organism: Spathaspora passalidarum NRRL Y-27907
Lineage: Eukaryota; Fungi; Ascomycota; Pichiomycetes; Serinales; Debaryomycetaceae
Gene: VAN1
Product: Van1p
Exons: 2
Coding region: 59-1501 (480 amino acids)
Biological process (GO): cell wall mannoprotein biosynthetic process; protein N-linked glycosylation
Cellular component (GO): mannan polymerase complex
Molecular function (GO): alpha-1,6-mannosyltransferase activity
Source: RefSeq, a predicted model, not a curated record